Racocetra fulgida is the source of this 504-nucleotide messenger RNA. The record is from the annotation of a GenBank genome assembly. Lineage: Eukaryota; Fungi; Glomeromycota; Glomeromycetes; Diversisporales; Gigasporaceae.
CAUUUUAUAAAUGCUUUUGCAUACCACGAAAUGGUUACUAAUACAAAUCCAUCACUACUGAAAUCAAAAUUAUUAGAAGAAGGAAAUAAAAAGUGGCAUGAAAUCAAAAAAAAGGAGUAUGAUAGUAUUCAAAGAGAAAUUCAAAAUCUUUUGUCAACCCCAAUUCCAUUGCAAGCAACAUUUGGUUUUGCAAAAAAUUUAAGUAUGAGUAAAAUCCCAACUUCUUCAAAUCAACAACUAAUAUUACGUCCUUCUACUUUUUCACCAUUUCAUGAAUAUGAAAUAUUCCCCAAUGCUGCUGCUCAAAAAGCAGAAUGUAAGAAAAUUAAAAUUGCAAAAACAAAAAUUAUAGAAUUGGAAUCCUUGUUUAAUUUAGCUACAGACAUAAAAAACAAAAAUAUUAUUAAUGAAUGUUCAAAAAAAAUUGAUGCACUUAAACAACGUGCAAAUAAUCAAGCCCGGAUGGUAGCAAAAAAACAAAAGCAACUUAGUAAGGAAGAUAUU